CAAAGUGAAAAGUCAUAACAAAAAUUAGCCAUCGGACCCUGCGGAUCACAGAAUUAAAUUAAAUUCAACUUUAAUUAGCAUUAUCUGUAUUUGUUUAACAUGCUCACUUUAUGGAACUUAUUUGAGGCCACUUUGCUAUGUUUAAACGCAGUAUGUGUACUCCACGAAGAAAGAUUUAUGCAGAAAAUGGGUUGGGGCGCUAACAGUCCGAACCAAGGGUUUGAAGACCAGUCCUCUGUCAAGUUUCAAGUUUUAAACUUAGUGAGAUCUAUUAGGACAGUCACCAGAAUUCCUCUCAUCCUCCUUAACAUACUUACAAUAAUAUUUAAGUUACUGCUAGGAUAAUAAAGCAUUUGAUUUGAUUACUUUCUUAAAUAGUAACAAACCAAAAUACACAUUGGAAAUUGAGGAGCAUGGGACCAAAAACUGAUUAAGUCACAUUUUGAUGUGAUCUUCCCUUUUCAUCCCAAGCGCUAGUUUUUAAAGUUUCUAUGAAUGAUACAUCAACCUGAAGAGCAACCGCUAAAUCCUCCUAGAUGCACAAAUCAAAAUACGACAAAUACUUUCAAUGACACUCGACAAAGUUAGAAUCGAAAUUUAUCAGAUUUGUCAGUUUUUGUUUCCAAGCCCCUCAAUUAUUUCUUGUAAAGUAUUAGAUGUGCUUGUUUUCGCAUUUUAAAGUUACCACCAGAGAAUAUUGACAGUGUAUACAAAUGCUCUAAAGGUCUGUAUUGUUACAAUUUAAUAUAUUUUUGUAUAUUAAAAAAAAUAUCUGAUUCGGUUUAUUUUAGCAUCUCAAUACCUAUCUAUUUUAGCGGAAAAAGGACCUCAGACUUUAAACAAGUAACUAUGUAUUAGAAUUGAAGUCUUUUGCAUAGGUAAUAUAAUUUUUGGCUGGAUUGAAGGAAAUAAGUGGCUGGAUUCACCUCAACUUAAUGCCCAAAGAAUGUUUUCCAUCUAUCAGAGUUAUGAUUUUUA
Messenger RNA from Hyposmocoma kahamanoa, 978 nucleotides. Its product is annotated as immediate early response 3-interacting protein 1. Gene Ontology annotation, cellular component: Golgi membrane; endoplasmic reticulum membrane; COPII-coated ER to Golgi transport vesicle. The record is from RefSeq and is a predicted model, not a curated record. The transcript is spliced from 3 exons. NCBI's taxonomy places the organism in Eukaryota, Metazoa, Arthropoda, Insecta, Lepidoptera, Cosmopterigidae. Gene Ontology annotation, biological process: endoplasmic reticulum to Golgi vesicle-mediated transport. The coding region runs from base 100 to 345 and encodes 81 amino acids.